CUCGAGCCUCGGCGUUGUUUGGGGACCGUCAGUCAGUCGGUCGGUCGGUCGGUGGGAGGAAGAUGGCGGCGCCUCCGCUGUAUUGUGUCUGCCGGCAGCCGUACGACGUGAGCCGGUUUAUGAUCGAGUGCGACAUUUGUAACGACUGGUUUCACGGCAGCUGUGUUCAAGUCGAAGAACAUCAUGCGGUGGACAUCGACGUUUAUCACUGCCCUAACUGUGAAGUUCCACACGGACCCUCCCUGAUGAAGAAGCGAAAGAAUUGGCACAGGCACGACUACACGGAGCCGGACGACGGCAGCAAGCCCGUGCAGGCCGGGACCCUGGUGUUCGUGCGCCAGCUGCAGGACAGGACCUUCGCCAGCGCCCAUGAGGUUUUGAUGAAGAUGCAUGGGACUCAGGUGACGCAGCGCUACCUGGAGAGACACGGCUUUCGUUACCCCAUUGCAGUGCCUCAGAAAGAUGGGCUCGGGCUCCAGCUUCCCUCUUCAGACUUCUCUGUCAACGAUGUGGAACGAUAUGUUGGCGGCGACAAAGUGAUAGACGUGAUCGACGUCGCGAGGCAAGCCGACAGCAAGAUGAAGCUGAAAGAGUUCGUCAAGUAUUACUACGGUCGCCAACGACCGAAGGUGCUCAACGUCAUCAGCCUCGAGUUUUCCGACACCAAGAUGUCCGAGCUAGUGGUGGUCCCUGACAUUGCACAGAAGAUGUCCUGGGUGGAGAACUACUGGCCUGAUGACUCCUACUUCCCCAAACCCUUCGUACAGAAGUACUGCCUCAUGGGGGUGAAGGGCAGCUACACGGAUUUCCACAUAGACUUCGGGGGCACGUCCGUGUGGUACCACGUGCUCUGGGGGGAGAAAAUAUUUUACCUGAUCAAGCCUACUCCAAACAACCUCGCUCUGUAUGAGGAGUGGAGCUCAUCACCCAACCAGAGUGAGGUGUUCUUCGGUGAGAAAGUGGACAAGUGCUACAAGUGCGUCGUCCGGCCGGGAACCACCCUGUUCAUCCCAACAGGAUGGAUCCAUGCGGUUCUGACCUCGGAGGACUGCAUGGCAUUCGGAGGGAACUUUCUUCAUAACCUUAACAUCGGCAUGCAGCUCAGGUGUUAUGAGAUGGAGAGGCGACUAAAGACUCCAGACCUCUUUAAGUUUCCUUAUUUUGAAGCUAUAUGCUGGUAUGUGGCCAAGAACCUCCUUGAGACCCUCAGAGAGCUGCGAGAAGAUAACUGUCUGCCUCCUAAUUACUUGACUAAAGGAGUAAAAGCUUUAAUUAGCGCACUGAAGACCUGGCUGAGGAGAGAGGUCACAGAGCCUGCCAGCGAAGUCCCCGAUCAUAUCAGACCCAACCAUCUCAUUAAGGAGCUCUCCAAGGAAAUACGUCACUUAGAGGACGAUCAGAACGGAAACGGUGGGAACAAGCCUAUGAAAUCUCAGGGAAGUUUAGCGUGUCCUACCACCAGGUUGUCUCACGAGAGAAUGUCCCAGAAGCGCAAGAACGCCAGACGGCUUCGGCAUCACCCUCAGCACCACCACCAUCACUCUCACGUGCCCAAAGCUCCAUCUAACCUGGACAUCUUUGAGCAGCACACUCAGGAGGUCCUGAAGAGGCUGGAGAUGAGGCCCUUUGAGGAAGAUGCCUCCGUCAGCCUGAAGGUCAAGUUCAACAAGGUGUCCACAGCCUCCGCAGCAGCUGCUGAGAGCAAGCUGGUCAACCAAAUGCGUCUGGUGAUGUACAAUGGCCGCAUUAUCAGAGACAACAGGUGGCACGUAUGGAAAAAGAACCUGGCUGCCAAAGAGGAACCGGAUGAUCAGAAGAGGUACACAUUAAAGAUGAAGGCUGUAGUGAAAGAGGAGGAAGAGGAGAUGGAGGUGGUGAUGAAGGAGAAGCAGAGCUGCAUAGCAGGUCACAGGAAGCCCAGCCCUCUUAGAGAGCCGUGUCAGAGUGAGAGCUCAGAUCUAAGGAACGGUGACGCAGGACACACCGACGCCUCGUCAGACUCCGAGUCAGAGCAACGCUACACUACACAGAAGGAGCUGCCAUCAGGAGAACACUCUGAGAGCUCGUCAAGCGACGAGGAAGAAGAGCAGGAAGUGGUAAGAAAGAUGGUUUCACCCCAGAGCACAACACACAAGUACAACUCCAGCAGCGCAGCAGAUCCCACCCACCUACACCAGCCCCUCGGACACCACAACAAACCCUGGCAAAGAGACCCUUCUACCUCACCAAGCGCAGAGGAGGACGCUAUCCAGGGCAUGCUGUGUAUGGCAGGGCUGCUGUACCCUUACCCAUCAGAGGAGGGCGCCAGCUCACAGGAGUCCUGGUGGUCCAGUCAUCCGUCCCCUGAAUACACCGGAAAGGAAGCUGCGUCCGGAGAGGAGAACCCUGAUUCAGACAGCAACUCCACAAUCAGCAGCCAGGACGAGCGGCAGGCGCCGGAGCACCACGGCAGGGAGAACCAGACCGAGCGGAACCAGAGGUUACAGGUCAAACAGCGCUUCAUGGACAGUCAGGGCAGUGGGAACAGCAGCAGCAGCAGCAGCAGCGAGGCCUGGGGCAGCCACACACACUCACCUCAGGGUGAGGAAAGCCCCGAGUCGCGCUAUCAGUACGGCGAGACGCCACUUUCCCCGAUCCUGCACCCAACCAAAAGACCUGCUACAAACCCCCCACCCAUCAGCAACCAGGCCACCAAAGGGAAACGGCCCAAGAAAGGCAUGGCCACGGCCAAACAGAGACUGGGAAAAAUUCUCAAGCUCAACAGACAUAAAACGUUCUUCGUGUAGCGGCGAGAGAGACGGAGAGAGAGAGAGAGAGAGAGAGAGAGAGAGAGAGAGAGAUACGGAGGUUUUUACGUCGCAGACCCGUGUGUUGUGAGGAUAAACAGGGUAUUUCAAGAGCACAGUUUUUAAACACUGAACAUGUCGGAAGUCUGAUGACGGCUGAUGGACUUUGUUUCAGCUUUACAUUUUACAUAAACGUAUCACAUGAAGCAUUUCACAUCACGGUCCAAAGACACGGCGCGCUCCCAGAACCGGAGCCGAGGUCGUGUCGACGAUGAGAAACGUCCCGUUAAGGUUCCUCUCCGACCUCUCGGGCGAUGGCGUGAGUGCGAUGAACCGAUUUUCUAAUAUGGUGCUUGACUUGCGUCAGGGAGGUCUGAGACUCGACCCUCGACGACUUCUUUCCUCCGUCUCCUCGGCUUCUAAAAUCUUCCCUGUUCAGACCACCCUGACCUCUUCAGCUCCUCUCCGAGCAGGGAUGCCAAGGCGGCUUCAAUCAGCCAAUCAGGUUCUCAUGUAUUUGUUUUGAUUUUUUUUUUUUUUUUUUUUUUUUUUUUUUAAUUUUAUAAAAGGAAAAGGUAUUUUUCUGAAGACUUUUUUACACCUACAGAUUCCAUAAGUAGUCAGUAAUAAGUUUUCUAGCGCCCCCUCGUGGCGGCUGGAGAUAAAAUCACAGGAAACAAGUUUCGGCAGGUGAUUACGGGGACAUUUGAAGGUGCCCUGCCACACGUAUUUCUUAAGUUUAAUUAUGUCUGAAGUUUACCAUGGACUCUGUAACAUUUGUUUGUGGAAAAAAUGCCUUGUUUCAAGCCAUUCUAGUGUGGUAUAGAAAGCCUGCAGGAAGACUCAGCUCGAUUUGCGCCAGUUCUCAUGAAUAUUCAAAUGAGCUAUGCUGCUUGGCUCUGAUUGGCUAACCGCUAGGAUAUGAGCGCAUGACUAUUCAUUCACCCACACAAUAAGUAGCCUAGGCUAGAGGAAAUUUGUUUACAAUCACCUUGAAUUGCGGCAGAACGGCUUCUUCACGAGCCCGUUGACGUUCAGCCAUCCUUUCUGUAUAGGAAACUCACUGAGCUACACGAAUUCUGGGGGCGCGGUCUCAAGUGGGAGAGCUCAUGAAUAGUAAUGAGCUCAAUCAUUACUACGUCACACUGUGCAGCUUUUCCAACUGACCUGAUUUCUCCCCUUAUUUCUUUUAAGUGGCUAGAACUGACCGGGGAGGUAGAAGUUCGUUUUCACAUUCACUACACAACACAAACACAUAUGGACCUAACACAUAUCAAAAAAUACAAGUAAAAACGGUUUUGUGUGGAAGGGCACCUUUAAGAGAUUUCCCACCUAAUUUAUUACAAUUUGUACAAUUUGUUUCUUCCGUUUGUUCGUUUGGAUUUGUUUGACUUACCACUUUGUUUGACUUUUCCUAUUGCUUGUUAAAUGGUGUAUUUAUUAUUGCGUGAACGAUCGUUUUAUUCCGAUGUGAAACGCCGUUCGGGUUUUCUACAGAAGAAGAAACGAGGCGGAUGUCGUCAUGGCUAUAACGUCUCAUGAUCUACAGCUUCAUCAAAUUUCUCUUCAGACUGUAAGCUUCAGAACAGAAAUUAGCCUAGACCUGCGCAAAAGAGAACGUUCUCUAUAAAUAAAACGUCUGUAGAUGUUACGUUUCGGGGAGCGUCGAUCCCGUCUGCUCGCGUGGCAGACUUCUAGUUCAGGACGCGGCACGGCAUACGCAGGGGUGCCAAUAAUUACGCUUCAGCUGGCAAACUUCCGCAGAGAAAUACGUUCCUCGUUCUUUACGAUGGUGUAACUCAGAGGUCACUGUUAGGACACAGAAUUGGUUACCAUGGUGAUUCAGAGGCACUUGCGCAACGCAAUGACGCAACAACAUGAAACAAAGGAACGUCACAAUGCUUUAAGACAAAUAUUUAGAGAAUAAAGCUUUCUCUAUGUUCAGUUGUGGCUAAUAAUAAUAAUAAUAAUAAUAAUAAUCUGGUGGUGUUCUUUAUUUUUGAAGCACAUUGCUUUGUUUUCAUCGCAGCAUUCAGUCUCAGUAUUACGACUUUAUUCCUAAAAUGUCACGAUUCUCAAAACAUUCCAACAUUUACUCUUGAAAUGUAUUACGGCUUUAUAUACGGCUCUUGUAAUAUUAUAACUAUGCUCAAAAUAUUGUGACUUUUUUUCGUCUUCCUUAUAUUCCAGCUUGGUUCCGAAUUUUAUCAUCAAACUAUCAUAUUUUCUUAUUUCAACAGUGGCCCUAAAACACUGUCUUACAAAAUUUGAAGGAAGAAAAAAGUGAAGACCACGAGGUGAAGACCACGAGGUGGUGGUCUGAAAUCAGGGGGAUGUGAUUUACUACAACAAAUCAGCAAAUAUCUCUGAAUAAGACUCUGAAUAAAAGUGCCAUUUCAUGAUACUGUUCUCUAAUUAUAGUUUCCUGUUAGAAGUUUUGGCACCCAAGCGUAUGUUCCGUGUGGUUAUGACGACCGCCGGGUGGUGUGAUUCAGCUCCGGUUAUUAAAGCUCCUUCACAACGCUCGCCGUUUUAACCUUUGCGUCCGUCUCGUUUUCUCCGCUCUCUACAGUCAGAGCUUUGUUGCCUCUCCAGUCAACAGAGUCUGAACCGGUGCUGAAUAUUAUAAAAAAAAAAAAAAAAAAAAAAAGAAUAGCUUUUUUUUUAUUGGUGUAGAAAUUCAGGGGGAUUUUUGACGCUUUUGACAUCGAGUUGAAUUUGGCUCCUCAUCUUUUUACGCAGAAUCGAGAGUAUUUAUUUUUCUACGUCUGAAUUUGUGCGAGGAGAAAAAAAAAACAACACUGCGACCAACAACGUGUGGAUUUUGUUUGAAAGAUUGCGUGACGUGUGUGUGUGUGUGUUUCCGUACAAUCUGAACAAACUCGGGUAAUUGUCAGGUUAAAGCUCAAGGCCCCUUUUUCUCGAAUGCCAAAUAAGGUCACCGAGUCCAUUUCUGCGGUAAAGCUCCGCUCUGCCCCGACACUGUCUCAGAGACUCGAGGCAGCGUGUCUUCUCUCUGCGUUCAACACGAACCGUCCUCCAAUUCAACCGUCUUCGUUUGAUCAGUAUUCAUCAGGGGAAAAAAAAAAAAACCAAAACACUUCUUCUCCAGGCAAUAAGACAAGCUUCCAGGCUCAGGGCUUAUGUGACUGUUUUUAAACAGCGCAGCUUUUGAGAUUUUAUAGCACAAACCGGUCGGAUCUCGGAGGCGAGAUCUCGAAAACGACGCCACGAUUCCCUCCAGGACGGAGUCUCUCAAGUCAUCGAGCAUGCUCAUCAACAAUCCUUUAUUUAUUACGGUGCUAAUUUGUCCGAUCAGUACUCCAGCCAAAGUGUGUGUGUUUCCUGUACUGUUGGGAUGAUGAUUUGUUUGACGGUAUGCAUGAAGUUCGAAUCGUUUCCUCUAACAAGCUACCACGCACUACACAUGUCCACCUUCCUCUUCACAUACUUCCUGUCACGUCCGUAUCAUCAUCAUCAUCAUGCAGUACUUUUGCUUGUACAGUAUUUAUUCAUCGUUCUCGUUUAUUUUUCAAUAUCCUUUUGUUCUACUCAGUUUUACACCGAAUAAAAGGUUUGUUGGUUCCUUCAUUAGUUUUGAUACCGAAAAUUAUUAUUAUUUUUUUUUAAUUUAAUUUUUAUUUGUCGAAUCGUUUGUCACACUGUAAGAAGUCGCGUUGGAGUUUUCAAGAUGUUUCAGUCGUACAAUGUGGCCUGUAUAUAUUAAAAGAUUUAUGAGUGAA
Tachysurus vachellii is the source of this 6529-nucleotide messenger RNA. It is a transcript of the gene kdm7ab, whose product is annotated as lysine (K)-specific demethylase 7Ab. The record is from RefSeq and is a predicted model, not a curated record. The transcript is spliced from 20 exons. Gene Ontology annotation, biological process: regulation of transcription by RNA polymerase II; protein demethylation. Gene Ontology annotation, molecular function: transcription coregulator activity; histone demethylase activity. Bases 63 to 2786 code for a protein of 907 amino acids. Lineage: Eukaryota; Metazoa; Chordata; Actinopteri; Siluriformes; Bagridae.